UCAUGUCGAAACGGUUGAAUGACAAGACACGAAGCGACAUGAGUGGCCAAGGAAGCAGUGGAGAUGGGAGCGGUGACAUGACUGCUGAACUGUGGGGUGAAGUGUACGAUUUGAUGUGUUUAAAGAUGAAGACCGACGACGCGUACGCCAAGUUACGUGCGAAGGGCGACGACAUGAUGUGCGAACAGAUACGUUCAAAGAUGAGGAAGCUGACUGAACCCCAGAAAGGAGCAUCGAAGAAGACGAUAAAGAAGAUCCAGAAGAAAAAGACAAGCAAACCCACAGCAGUUGUUGUCCCCACAGCAGCAGCAACACCCACCACCACCACAGCGCCAGUCACCACCACCACCACCACCACCACCACAGCAGCAACAGCAACAACAGCAGCAGUGACAACAGACAUCGAAACGAAGGGGACAUCCUUUUUGAAACCUGCAACACCUGCAACGCCUGCAAAAAGACGAUUACGGAAGAAAUUAUCUCUGAAGAUCCCUCCUCAAGAACAGCUGACCCCUGAUGUCAGUUCAGCCCAGUCCGUGCUAGAACAGUGGUGGGAACAAACCCCUCGGGAGCCCACCUAUUCACCGAAUGCACCUGUGACGAUGGCGACGGGUGACCGUAAUGAUCAUGAAGCGCUCAAGCUGGUCACUCUCCCUUCCAUGGAUCUGGACACGCUCCCCCUGCUUGAGGCUUCUUGGUCACAAGCAUCACCGGAAGAUGUUCAUGUCUACUCCUCAGGUAUGCCCAUGGUUUGCGACGAUGAUGAUGAUGAUGAUGAUGAUGACAACGUUGACCUGGAUCCUUAUGGAGAAGCUCAACUCACUCCCCUACAACGCGAAUGUCGUGUUUGCCGACACAACAACAUGUUAAGAUACAUCAGUUGCAACAGCGGGCAAGUGAUGCGUCAUGUCUGUUGUCUGGAGCUCAUAGACUGUACUUGUAUGUUGACCUAUGACAAGUAUGAUGACAUGCCUAUCACAUCUGAGGAUCACAUCUUAUGGUGAUCCUCCUCUUCACUCGAAGAACUUUACAACACGUAAGCUGCAACCGUAGUCAAGUGAUGUGUCAUGUCUGUUUCAGGGAGGCCAUAGACUGUACUUGUUUAACGGAUGGACCUCUCUCAUGUUUGAGGGAGGACCACAUCUUAUGGGAUUGAAGAUAGAAGAGCUUGAAGAUGAAAGAGGAAAACAUUGUCGCGUUAUUGUUGUUGUUGUUGUAGGGACAUGCAAAGCACUCCCUCCUCCAUUGUCUUUUCAUAUUUCCAUUGUAUCUGGUUGUGAUUGUUUUUUUCAUUAUUAA
This is a messenger RNA of Haliotis rufescens (red abalone), 1299 nucleotides long. Its product is annotated as integumentary mucin C.1-like. The record is from RefSeq and is a predicted model, not a curated record. Bases 3 to 1004 code for a protein of 333 amino acids. NCBI's taxonomy places the organism in Eukaryota, Metazoa, Mollusca, Gastropoda, Lepetellida, Haliotidae. The transcript has 2 exons.